CAUACAUCUUCUACUUCGUACAACAGGCUAACCUAAGUUCGUUACAAUAGUGCUAGAAUAAGAUCAUCUCAUAGCAAGCAGGAUACUAUCAUCUGCGAGUUCCCGUUUUCUAAUGUUUCUAUUUCUACGGUUUUAAGUGUAAAUAGGAAAAAAAUCAGUACCCGUCUUGUCUGCAUGCCAAUGGAACACGUCUUGAUGAGCAAGUCGGCGAGAAUAACAUCGAAGAAUGUACAUUAGCAAAGAUUGGGUAGCCUCGCCUUGGUAAGCCCAAAGAUUGUCUAUGAAACGUCAUCAAGACCUGCGCGCUACCCGGGCGGAAGGAAUUGUAUGCGUGUGAUAUAACAUUCGGAAUGAUAGUGAGUGAGUGAGUGAGUGUGUGAGGAUGCCGAGAUCGGCGCGUACUCCAAAAAGGUAAAACGUGAGCCUGUAUGUAUUAUGAUAAACAACGUCAUCCCCCCUCAAAAGAGCCCCGGUAGCUCGUUGUCUUUCUAGGAAAUACGUAUGAUCACUAAUGGAACACGAUGAGCAGUCAAACUGAGAGCACUUCAUUACGGGAGUUGUCGGCACCUGACAAUCGCCUUGAACCAGUCACGAAUGCCACCCAGGGCGACGGCGAUGGCGGUGGUGAUGAGUCCGGGAUAUUGGCGAUGACGUCUGAUCCCCGCCAGACAGAAGCCAGCAGGAAGAGAGCUCUGAUUCUCCUGGGUGCCUCUAUUUCGCAAUUACCAAUAUGGGGAUUCUCCAUGAGCUACGGUGUGUUCCAGGAAUACUACCUAAACAACUGGACUCUCGCCGGUAGCCGUGACGCGACAGGUAUCAUAGGCACAACCUCGAACGGCGUCGUGUACCUCUCCAUUCCGUUCCUCUCGGCCCUAUUCACGCGCCGCUGGGCCAGACAUCGCCGAACGGCCGCCGUGGCAGGGACCUUGCUCGCGGCCCUCAGCUUUGCUCUAUCGUCAUUGAGCGCGCAUGUCUGGCACCUUGUUGCCACUCAGGGCGUGUUGGCUGCCAUUGGCUCCGCCCUCGUGUAUAGUCCUACGACGCUGUCGCUGGGCGAAUGGUUUAGUUCUGACGCGGGGAGAAAAAAUCACCGCGCUGUGGCGUACGGUGUCACGCUCUCGUGCAAGAACGUCGUUGGAUCGGUCAUGCCGUUCCUUGCGCGCGCGUUGCUGGAGAAUUAUGGCUUUCGUGUCGCGGUGCGUAUUUGGGCUGCUGUGGCGCUGGGGACGAGUUUACUAUCCAUCUUUCUUAUUCCUACGCAUCCCAAUGUUCUCGCGAGCACCUCCGAAGAAGAAGAGGGUUACCGCAGACGUUAUAUCCCCUGGAACUUCCUGCGUCACCGCACAUUCUACGUCUACGCUAUUGCCAUCAUCCUCCAGAGCGCAGGAUACGGCAUCCCCCAAUCGUAUCUUCCGACGUACGCGCGUGAGGUGACGCAGCUCUCGCAGACGUCCGCCACGCUCUUACUCACCGUGUUCAACAUCCCUGGUAUCCUGGCUUCAUCGCUAUUCGGGUAUCUAAGUGACAACAGGUACUUCCCCCUAUCCGCUACCACCGUGACUGCCAUCUCGGCACUGUGUUCGGCGCUCGCGGCCUUCUUGCUCUGGGGCCUUACUUCCCAAGGCAGCUUGACGCUCUUGCUUCUAUUCUCCAUCACCUUUGGAUUCUUCGCGGGCGGGUACAGUGCUACCUGGGGCGGAGUGAUCAACGAGCUAGAGAGCGAAGCCGCACGGUGGAACGAGGCAGUAGACCCAGGCAUGCUGUACGGACUGCUUAAUGGAGCCCGUGGGAUUGGGUAUGUCAGUGGCGGCCUGUUGAGCGUCCCGCUCCUGAAGGCUGGAAGUGAAGUCUCGAUUGGUGGGCUUGGAUAUUCCUCGACGUACGGCCCGCUCAUACUUUUCACAGGGUUAUCCUCUGUCUUUGGUGGCUGGGGAAUCCUUUGGAGGUGGACAACGUCUCUUCGUAGACUGUUAUGAUCUUGUUAGAUUUACGGGACACCCCUGCUGCUUGAUUUUGUAGCGUGUAGACUCAACCCGACUGCUUCAAGUAUUCUAUCAUAACCCCCGCGCCGAGCCGUCGAGACUCCCAAUUGUACAGCAACCCUCAAGUCUUCCUCAGUCAAAUGGUAAUAUAA
This is a messenger RNA of Xylaria bambusicola, 2134 nucleotides long. Its product is annotated as major facilitator superfamily domain-containing protein. Gene Ontology annotation, molecular function: transmembrane transporter activity. The record is from RefSeq and is a predicted model, not a curated record. Lineage: Eukaryota; Fungi; Ascomycota; Sordariomycetes; Xylariales; Xylariaceae. Gene Ontology annotation, biological process: transmembrane transport. Gene Ontology annotation, cellular component: fungal-type vacuole membrane. The transcript is spliced from 3 exons. The coding region runs from base 522 to 1976 and encodes 484 amino acids.